Molecule: messenger RNA, 3016 nt
Organism: Branchiostoma floridae (Florida lancelet)
Lineage: Eukaryota; Metazoa; Chordata; Leptocardii; Amphioxiformes; Branchiostomatidae
Product: sialin-like
Exons: 13
Coding region: 284-1861 (525 amino acids)
Biological process (GO): monoatomic anion transport; transmembrane transport
Molecular function (GO): transmembrane transporter activity
Source: RefSeq, a predicted model, not a curated record
GCGUCACAGUAAGAGUGGAAUAGAUUAUAUCUAUCUGUUGGUAGUGGUCCAAGGGUGAGAGUAACAUAAUAACCAGUCAUUCUGUUUAUCAAAAUGAAAGGUCGGGCGUAGUUUUCAACAGCGUGUGCCUCCGCGUGACAUGUGCACACUCAAAGGCUAUAGGUACAUUUUUUGUCUCCCAUAGCAACUUUGAUUACCCUUUGCCAUGCUUUGACAUGUUGUCAGUGCGACACUAGGACCAUAGUUCAGUCGGAAGAUCCUAUACCCUGAAGGUCGUACAAAAAUGGGUAUGGAAAGCAAGGAAAUGACGUCGUCGAAUGUUGAUAAAAAUGAGACAAAACCAGACGAGGACUCCAAAAAGGGAAGCUGUUGUCUGCUGGCCGACAAGAUCCCGGCUCGAUAUAUCUUGUCGGGUGUGUUUUUCCUGGGCAUCAUUUCAUUGGUCACAAUAAGAAACGGAUUCAGUGUCGCCAUUGUUGUCAUGGUGAACAGUUCAUCGUCCGCUACACCUGCCAAUCAAAGUGCCGCCAUCUACCAACUCUGUCCGAGCAGUGGGUCUGGUAAUACUUCAACACAGAACGAGGAAGGAGAACUAGAAUGGAGUAAGAGCCUGAGGGGAACUCUACUGGGGGCGUACUAUUAUGGCUACAUCAUCACCCAGGUCGUUGGCGGUGUGUUGGAGCAGAAGUUGGGCGGCAAAAUCGUGUACGGUACUGGCAUUUUGGCGAUAGCUGCCCUGGACGCUCUUGGUCCCGUUGCUUCCAGGACGAGUCCUUGGGCCAUGUUUGCCGUCAGAUUCACCAUGGGACUGGUGUCUGGAGUUCUGUUUCCCACCAUGUACGGAGUCUUGGGCCGAUGGGCUCCUCCUACCGAAAGGACAAGACUUCUGGCGUUUUGCUACAUAGGGUUACCCAUUGGAAAUUUCAUCAACUACCCACUGGCGUCCUUCCUAGCUGCAGAGUUGGGCUGGGAUGCCAUCUUCUAUGUUCCUGGCGCUUUUGCAGCAGCCUGGCUGGUGGUUUGGCUUCUCCUGGCCUACGACUCACCUGCAAAACAUCCACGGAUCCUGGAGGAAGAACAGAAGUACAUCGAAGAGAGCACAGGGGUUAAAGUACAACAGAAACCAAGAGUUCCUUGGCUGAAAGUGUUCUCGUCACUUCCGGCCUGGGCUCUCAUCGUUGGACAAUUCUAUUCCAACUGGUCCAAGUACUUUUUGCUUACCCAACUUCCAAACUACAUGAAGAAUGUGCUGGGUUUCAACAUCAGAACGAACGGCUUGCUGUCUGCUCUUCCCUUCCUUCUUGAGAUGGUCUCCAUGUUGGCGUCAAGCGUUGCAGCUGACCGCUUGAUUCAAGGCGGGAAAAUCCCCAAGGUGUGGAUAAGAAGGGUUAUCGUUAUCACAGGAUGUAUCGGCAUGGUGACAUGUGGAUUGGUCCUGGCAAACCUGAGUGGAUGCAAUCCUUUCGUCGCCGUCGCCUUGCUGUGUCUGCUACAGGCCUUUUAUGCCCUAACAACAUCAGGUAUGCGUGCUGUCCAUGUUGAGUUCGCGCCCAGAUUCAGCGGGGUGACAUUUGCACUGGCCAACACGGCAGGAACUCUUCCCGGCAUCUUCGCUCCUCUGCUGGUCGGAUUCAUCACAGAGAAUGAUCCAACGGUUGGUGCCUGGUCCAAAAUCUUCUACAUAGGAGCAGCCAUUCAGGGCCUGGGAGGGAUUUUCACCGUGGUGUUCAUGCGCACUGACGUUCAGCCCUGGGCUCGGGGAGAGGGCGACGAAGAGACCAACAUCCAGGAUAAGGACCUUGUCAUCACCAAUGAACAUGCCGAGAAGCAGGUUGUGGAGAUGCUUAGCACCAAAUUAUGAGUAGUCUAACCAUGACUUGAAUUGUGUAGAACAUUCAAUUCAGAAAGCUAUCUGUGUUGCCGGAUGAAAAGUCAGAAUCAUAAUACAUGUAACAUGACUGACAUGGUCGAUGUCUAUUUGUAAUUAACAACGCGAGUGACAAGUGCGAACUUUUCAUUUAGAAUAAGGUUGCAUUCAAGAAUUUAAGACUUUGUUCUCAAAUGAAAAAAAUGUUGUAUCCUAUGAUUAAGCUGCAUAUACCCUGUAUGACGCAAGCUUAAAGGCGGUGAAGUCUUGAUCUACUUGUAGUAGUCCAAAGGUGAGGAUAAGCGAUUGCCUACUCAUUCUACCCACAUGUAAUGUGUUGAUGGGAUGAAGUAUUUUACAUCUCCAUUGUAAUAUAUUACACAAUUCAGCCUAUAGGUUACGAUGUUUUACAAAUAAAUCAUUCUCUCUCACUCUUAGCAUAUCUCUUUUAAAUAUUUCUUGUGAAAGACAAGUGAUGCAAUUUUAACGGCUUUCAAUAAAAGCAUAGCAGGGCACAAAUAUAUCAUUUAAGUAAUCUAGAGCCUACGUUUUUAGAAUAUGUAACUCAUAUGUUAGAUAUAGAUUGCUUGUCUCAAAGGUUUUGACAAAGUGUAUUGACAUAGCAUGGGGAGCGGUUGCUUUCUAGGACCUUUCUAUCAGUAAAACAUCAUACACUCCUGUAUUACCUGUAAUCACGAGUGGUAUAUUUUGCAUUAAUCUGUAAGUAGUGGGCCAAAUCUGAGAGUAAAAAAAUGAAGUCAUUCUGAUUAUAAAAAUGAAUGGUCGGGCGCAGUUUCCAACAUGCAGCAUGUACCUCUCGCAAAGGUUAUCUAUUAGGUACAUUUUUGUUAUCUCCCGUAUGUAGCAACUUUGCCCUUUGUCAUGCUUUGACAUGUUGUAAGUGCAGCACUAGCACCAUUGUUCAGUCGGAAAAUCAGAUACCCUGAAGGUAGGUCUUUAUACGCCACUGUUAAUGACAAGAACACGGUGGCAUAAUUAUGCAAUACCAUAGUUGUAAUCAUUGCCUGUUGCUAGACUAUUCAUUGAACGUAAUUAUUCUUUGUGGACAUACAAGGUUGGUGAUUAGUUGCUAUGUCUCUGAGUUCAGAUGUCAAAACCUACACGUUCAUUUAUGUGCUGAGCGGUGCU